Molecule: messenger RNA, 10547 nt
Organism: Pomacea canaliculata
Lineage: Eukaryota; Metazoa; Mollusca; Gastropoda; Architaenioglossa; Ampullariidae
Product: glucocorticoid-induced transcript 1 protein-like
Exons: 8
Coding region: 177-1538 (453 amino acids)
Source: RefSeq, a predicted model, not a curated record
UUGUCACGUGACCGUCGGUGUGCGAAAAUUUUUUUUUUCUGGCAGGAGUUUACGGUGUUGUUAUUCCCACCGAAUGGUAACGGAUUGAUUGAUCCGACUUGUGAAGUUUUUAUACUUGUGAGAGGUGGCGCAAAGAAAUUUGCAAAAGUUAGUACCGGUAAGUCUGGACCUUCAGUAUGUCACAGAGGAUGCGGAAAAAUGUAUCGCCAUCAACAAAGCAAGGUCCCAUAAAAGCUGUGAAAGCAUUUUCGUUGAAACACAACACCCUGUCAGCUUCUUCAACUUCUAGAAGUUCUUCUCCAACAGUACGUAGUGAUCUAUUUCGAACAAAAAAUUCUCCUGACAGCAGAUUAUCACCAGAGAGAAAAAGCCCUAUUUCACCGUGUCAAAAAGAGAAGGCAAAGUGUCACCGCAGCCCAGCUCUCUUGCUACCAUGCCGACCCAAUUCUGUAGACCAGUUUGUGCCAUAUCUUACAGGACAAUGGCCCAAAGAUAUAAAUUCAUAUCAUCAUUACCAAAGUGGAGGUGUGUUUAUGUGUGACAAAUCCACACAGACAGUAGAAGAUUCUGAGAACACAUGUUCCACAGAGAAGAAAAAAGCAAAAAGCCAUAGACGAUCUGCAUCAUUUGGUCAUGGCGACUUGUCAAAAGAGUUAAUCAAGCAAAGACUUCAAAAGACAAAAGAAGGUAGCAGGAAUAGUGAAUUCAGCAAACAGAGACUGAGUCCCAUUCCAGGGAAUCACUUGGCUUUGUCUGUCACUGCUCCAGCAGCCUUCUUCUCCCAGACCAAGACUCUCAUUCCACCUACUGCGCACAUUCCACGUCACAGCAACAUGAACCGAUACCAACGUAACAGUGUGGAGGGCCUGAAUGUUGAGAUUGAGAAACUGGUUUUGAAGCCACCUUCAUCUGCACCAGAUAUGGAAGAAUCUGAAGUGUUUAUAAAGGCCCAUGACAUCCCUGAUGGCCAUCGUGCCCCCAUCCCAGAAAUUACACGUCUGAGCAGUACACGUAGUGUAGACACCCAGACGCCAUCAGCUCAGGUAGAGGAAGGUAGACCACACAGCGCUGCAAGUCGCUGCGACUCUCUCAGCCCAGGUGUCACAGGAGGGUUAUCUUUACCAUGUCAGUCGCUGGACCACUUGCAUGUGGACAGUCGACCUGGCUCCCAGGACAGCAAGUCCAGCAAGGGUGACAGUGAAUACAAUCAAGAUUCCCCAGAGCCCUCCAAGUUUGUGUCCAGUCCCAAGCUUGAGAAAUCAUGUCCUUUUGUUCGCCAGCCACCUGAUGGUUGUGAGAAGGUGAAGGCCAAGGAAGAAAACAGACAUCCGUCCAUCAAAGAACCACUGUUGUUCUGCCCAGUCAAGCCAAACCAGUUUGUCUUCAAGCCAAGUCAAGGGUCAGCCUUUUGCCCUCUAUACAAACACUAUCUGGGUGAAGGCGAACUGACGUCAAAUUUUCGACAGCCUCAAGUUCCUCUUCCAGUAUCCACUGUCCCAUCUCUUCCUUCUCAAGGUCCUGGAGUAGAAAGCCAAUGACACAUCCAGUUUAUGCCAUCCCUGCCCUCACUUCUUUCUUUCGCUUUCUGAUUGCUGUCCCCUGCCUCACCAAGCAGUCUGUUCCUGUGUUUCUACAUUCUGGCUAUGUUGUCUUCCUCAGGAACAGGCAGUGAUCUUCAGAGACAGUGCUGUGCAGUCCCUGCUCUGUUCCACCUGCUCUUCCAUUGUUAGAACUCCUCCUUUAGGUCAGGGAGACGACUGCAGGUUAAGAGAUCUUUUAUGUGACUGUCAUGCUUGAGUGCUUUCCCAUUGCAUUUGUCAGUCACUAGAUGCAUUGGAUAUCACAGAUCUGAGCAAUGCUUUUGACUUAAACCACCCUGUUACCAUACUGGUCCAAGAUCUGAGAUUUUUCAGAUGUCGCUGUGACUGUCUUAUGUGAUCAUAAUACUAAAACACUGCCAUAUUGCUGGAACAUAAUGCAGUUAAAAGCUGUCCAAUUAGAAUUUUAUGCUGUUACAGGAUGUCUUAAAUUUGUAUUGGCUUUCUAAUGCACUUUAGUUAUUCACUAUUUUUUCUUUCUUUCUUCCUCCGUCUUACCUCUUUCUAACCUUUGUUGGUGACAUUCCAUUCACAAAUGAUUCUGUGGAAGUUACUCUAUGUCUACAAACUCUUCUUUUGAUGAUUUUUCAUUUCCUCACUCACUCCUCAAUUUACAUAGCUUUGAAUUUUUGGAACUGAGCCAAGGUAUUUAGACUCAGGUGCAUUUAUCCUUUAGAAUAUUCCUGCUGGAUUUAUUUCUGGCUUUCCAGUUUACCCCUUCUUCAAUCUUCCCCAUUGCCGUCCAUUUAUUCUCUCAGAAACCUAAUGCCGUUGCUGCCAAUAUGCCACCAUGUUGGCUCCCACCAUCAACACUAAUAGCACUUCGCUGGCUAAAUUACACCCAUUAAUCUUGUUUGUAUGCUGUGUCAUAAACCUCCUUCACCCCUGAAGUCAAGUUAAAAGCUGUCAGAAAAGUCUGUUGGCUGUCGCAUACACAAACAUCAUCUGAAGGAUAUUGCAAAACAACAAGUUUCCCAAGGAGCAGUUUUGUGUGCUUUUACUGGCUGGUGAGGCACAUUUGCUUGUGAACUUUCUUCAAAGCAGCUGUUACAAGGGUGUUUGGAUGUCACUGGAGUGAAAGUAACCUCAGAUGUUUCCCCAGGAUUAAAAAAGAGGUUACAAGUAGGAAGCUUUUCUGUGCAUGUUGUGUCGCAGGAUCUAUUGUUGGAGGCGGAGAUUCGGCAUCUUGAAUACUUUCUACAGUGUGACAUGUGCCAGUGUGGGGACAUGAAGGAAGGUUGGCUGGCCUCGUUUUCCAUCACUAAAUGCAUUUAUCAGUGCACAGUCUUGCUUUUCCUGGGUGUGAUUAAAAUUGCCAUGACGUUGCCUGAACAAAUCUGACCAAAGGGAUUGAGGGAAAGAGUGAAGUAUUUUGUUGUGAUGAGAGUGAGUGUGUGUGUGCGCCCGCGCAGCAGCAGAGAUUGGUGUGAUUCUGGAGGAAGAGCAGCUAACCCUGUACAGAAAAAAAGCAACAGUCACAAGAUGCAAGAGCUGCUGUGUGAACAGCUGUCACUCAAUCUGCUUCAUAUGACAGUUAUUACUUCCUACCAAAAUAUGACUGAUUUCUGUCUUUGAUUUCAAGUUGAUGCAUUUUUAACAGGAGGAAACAUCUUUCAUUGCACACUGCUUUUACACUUGUACUGUGAGACAGUUUUUUUUUUAAUAUUGAUUGUUAACUUGUCUUUCUAGCAAGACAUCAGAGCAGCUGAAUGCCAGAUUUGUUACAAGCAAAUUUUGCUUUGAGUGAAGAAAGUAUGGUGUUUCCAAAGAUCUGAGUGUGGGUUUAUUUUAAAUGAAUUUGUUUUCUAGUAUGGAUGGAUUUUCAUAUGCAAACAUGUCAAGUAGUUUUAUUUUAACCUGUCUGCUCUUUUUUCAUACCUUUCUAUUUUUGGGUCUUUGCUAUUUUCAAAACCACAUUUUUUCACUUUACUCCACAAGAGCAGAAUGCUAAGAGUACUAACUUUUGCAUCAAAUCUGUAAUAGUUAUAUAAUUGAAUAAUUGUCUUUGAACAGAUGUAUGUUAAUUCUGAUGAUCCUUUCUAUUACAAUGUUUGCUUUUAAACAGAAGGGUAUAAAUAAUAAUAUAACAAUAUGUUGGACUGUAGACUGCUGCCUGGGCUUAAAGUUUUAAUGGAGCACAUGGAUGCUUUCAGCUUCAGGCAGCAAACAAAAACUAUUUUUUGUAAAAAAGAAAAGCACAGAUUAAGAAAAAAACACGAAAAAUCCCUUUUGGUAAUCAUCUCACUCUAAAUGUUUCUUAAAAAUCAUUUUUGGAAAUGCUAAAAAGUGCUUUAAAUCAUUUGGUCGUUUUUUUUUUUUUUUUUCAUUCUAGACUUUUUUCCAUCCUGCAUCUUUUAGUGCAAAAAUUCUUGUCCUGUUGCAGACGAGCCUUAAAGUGAAGGUGAUUUAAAUUUAAAAUACUUUUAUUCAAAUGCAUGAAUACUAUAAAUCUUAACAUUUUUUAUUGGCUUAGACAUUUGUGCAAGUCAUUUCAUCGUAUAAAGUUCCUGAGUAGAAUAUGCUAUUAUUAAGAAUUUGAUAAGUGUAGCAGUUGUAAACAUGGCUUAUGAGGAUCUGACACAUUGGAAAGGUAUUAGAUAUACAUGUUUACAGCACUUUCUUCAAAGGAUAGAUUUUUGUCAGUUGUUUGCUUUUAUAUCUUUUGUCAUACCUAUUUUACAGAGAGAGUUGGGUCAAGGGGGGUAAUACUUGCAUGCUUUGAAAAAAAUGGUCAGACUAUCUGCUUCAUUGUAGUACAGAUUUAAGAUUUCAUUGAAAUAAAAAGCAAAAGAUCCUUAUAUUAAAGUAUAAUAAAUAAUAUAUUUUUUAUUUUUCUUUCAUUUAUAUUUUUUUUUCUGAGUUGGUUCUAUUAUAAAAAUUAUUUAUUCACAAAGCAAGAUCAUAACUUUAGGUUUUCAUUCUAAUUGAAUUAAAAUAAACCUUUUUGCAUUUAAUACCUUCAUGAGUACUUAUGGAUUUAGUAGCAUUGUUACUUGUAUUCAGAUGUGUUGGAUUGUGAAUGUUAUUAUCAGGGCCAGAGUAGGAAAACAUUGCUGUCAAGAACCACCAUUAUAUUUUCUUUCAGUUGACUGUGUGUGUAUCAUGUACAGUCUUCAAUCGUCUCAGAUGUUUCACAGGGCGCCGAUGUUCAUAGACUACUUUUCCUUGAUUUGUGUUGGCAAAUUUUGGAUGAUUAAUAGUGAUCAAGUACUGUUCUCAGACAAAAGAGUUUACAAAUAUCUCAUAAAAUCAGACUAUAGUUAAGUUGUUUAUGCUGGUUUUAAGGUGUGUUCCAACCUGAAAAAAUUUUUUUUGUUUUGUUUUAUUUUCAGUCUGCUGACAUUUGUGGUGCUGCAUAAGAGUACCUAUAAGGGAUAUUCAUUAAGUUCAACUGCAACGGAAUAGAAUGGUGUGUGUGUUUAGGAACGAGAGUGCAUGGUUAUAGAUUUGCUAUUAAAUGUUACACUUUACCAUUGUUUGCUAACUUAAUCAUAACCUUUACUGUUAAAGUAACUUUUAAAGUUGAAAGUAUAAUUAUAAAUUUUCUUUUUUCACUACAACCCAAACUGUCAAUAUUGAUGAUCUGGUUUCAGUGUGCAUAGAGUUGCAUGCGUUUCUCCUGUCCUAAACACUGUUGUUUUAUUCUGUAUUUUUGGCAAAAUAUAUGAAGAAGUCUGAGGGAGAAUGUUCCAGUUUUUUUUUUUUUUUUUUUGUCUCCAGCAUUAAUGUUUGAAACUCAUCUAGAAGGUAAAUGAGCACUUUCAGGGGGAUAUUUUCGGAUUAUAUGUUCAUUUAAAUUUCUGACAGCAAGUUCAAUCUCUUGAAAUCAUUAUUCUGUGGUGAGGACAAAUUUGAACCUCUCUCGCUCUUACGCAUGUGUACUGUCUGUAUAUGUGCACAUGGCUUCUAAAUUCUGAGAAAUGUUUCGUGGCUGGUUGUGAAUGUGAAUACAGACUCCAGAUCAUACCAUUGUAAUAAGCAUUUUUCCUGGUACAGAUAAAUGCGCUCAUUUUGAUGUGCUAAUGUGCCCUUUCACCUAACAUUCAGGGUGUCAUUUUUUAUUGUUCCACUAACUUUUCCCCCCUAAUGUAAUAAAUACAUGUAGAGAAGUUUUUCUAACAGACCUGUACUUUGUAAAUGUUGCAUCACAUCCAUCUUUCAUCUGUGGUUUAAUGAAGAAGUUUGUGUGGGUCUUGGGGUGGACAUGGGAAAGACCCCUCUGUGCAGCUUCACAAUUUUGUACAGCAGAAAUUUCAAAGACUGACUGCUGUGACUGUGAUGACAUGUUCAGUACAGAGAACAUGGGAACAAAUCUGGUUCAAAAAACUCUUUGGGUUCCUGCCUCUUGACUGUAUAACUGCAGUGGAAGGGAGCUUCAGUUAUUUGUCUGUGAUAUACCAGUUAACUGCCUUACAUUGCUUGGCACUGUAUGAAAUCAGUUACAGUGUAGGCUGCUUUAAGCAGCUGUUUGUCCUACAGCCGUUCUUCACUAGUAUAUGUUUCAGGUUUUCAUCUGGUUUGCAGCUCAUUAAGUUCACAGUCUCCACUGCCACAAGUUGUGAAUGCAAUACAUGCUGUGAAGUUUGUGAACAGUUUUCUUUUGGAAGGUGGGUGGGGGAUUGUUUUUGUUCAAUUUGAUUUAAUGUUUCCAGUAUAAAGCUGUCAAAGGGAAAGGUCACAGGCAUCUUGUAUAAAGAGGGUGCAAUUCUGUUCUAGAAAGGUUAAGUUUAAUGACUUGAGAUGAAAUCACUGACCUAUGACAGAAAGUGUGGGGUUUUUUUUUCCAGAAUCAAAAAUUUUUGUCGUGUCAUGUAAAGGCUGUUGAAAUUUUUUUUAAAGGAUUGUACUGAAAGAUUAAUAAUUGUCAACAGCUACCUUGGCUACUAUCAGACUGCAUGGAUGUUUGUGAAAAUGAAUGUCACACCUGUAUAAUUUGACAGUUUAGUGAUAACGAAUGUUGCACAUUUAUGCUGGGUAUUGAAGUCUUUUAGAGAGUUCUGUCUAUGUGUUUAGUGGCAUUUGCAUUUGCUUUAUUUUUCCUCAAGAAAUGCAUUGUGUGCAGGCACUCUUUGGACUGCAGUGCACCUUAUGCUCUUUGAUGUGAUAAAACAAGUGUCCAAAAGUUAAAAGUCAAAGAAGUAUUAAACUUUUCAUUACACUGGUCAGUGACAAUCUCAUAGGCUGAAGGUUACAGAGCUUAACAAGUAUAGCCAGACAUUGAUCAACCACAUGAAAGUCAGUUGAAGCCAAUGUGAACUGUUUGUGGAGUGUCUUAAAUUCUGAACAGCACUGUAUUGAAGAUAGACAGACAACACAGUAGAGAGGUUGUCCCCAUGAAGCUGUUUCUGAACAGUGGUUAAAAUAAAUAGGUGAAUUUGUCUUUUUAAUAACCACCUGAUAACAGUGCAGUGAGUGUAUGUUUAUCUUGGUCCCCUUUUAUUAAGCCUUGAUGUGAAGUUAAUGCAGUGGGGGAUUAAGUAGAAUCAUAAUGAAAAUUGUCUGUGAGCUCCCAAAAAAGUAAAGCAUGUGAAAAUAAAAGGUAUUGAGGUGUGCUUGCAAGAGACUAAUUUACCUUUUUGCCAUUAGUGUACAAGAGAAUGUUGAUCUAUUGUUGCAUCUUUUAUCUCAGGAGUUUGUUUUGGGUGCUGGUUUUUUAUUUUUUCCAACAGAACGCAGCUCUGUGUGAUUUGUUUUUUCUUGCUUUACUGCAGAAGAGAUCCACUGAACUUUAAUGAUAAUGCAUUUGUAUACCACACUGAAACAGAGUAAGACAUGCUAUUUCUGUGAGUUGAAAGUUGGCAGAUUAAUUGCUCAUUUGCACAGUUUGUUGUUAUGAUAGUUUUUAAGCCAUGAAAUGAAAUCCUGAGAAAUAGGGUGAAAGGGAGGAAAGAAGCCAUUUGUCAUCAGAAAUGGGGUCUGAAAAGGGCAGUUUAGCAGUCAUGUAUGUGGUAAUAGCAAGAAUCAUGUAAUUCUUAUACAGGGUCAUGUGAUUUGAAGGUGGAUGUCAUGUCUGAGUGGUUUGUCUUUGCUGUGCUGCAUUGUGAGGGCAUAAAGCCCUUGUACAUCUACAGUCAGCUCCGUUUUUAGUGAAAAUGCAUGUGCAUUUAUGAAGACUCUCUCUCUCAAUAAGUCCUUGCAUUGAUUGAUGGCUUUCUCUCAACUCCUGUUCAAAUAAGUUUCAGUCUGGGAUUCUGUUGAUUUUUUUGAUUGCCUCAACGCAUCAAAUUAUUGAAUUUUGAUACCACCAGAGUUAAAGUUUCUUGUCUCUUUUUUUUCAGAAUUUUGGUUUGGUUCUCACUGUGAUAGUAAAUAAGAAAUGCUUACAUAUAAAGACACCUUUUUCUAAAAUGUUGCUAGGAAAAAAAAACCCAUUGCUGAAAGUGAUAAGAGCCACAUCAAGGAAGAGACCUGUGUGUGUGUGUGCACAUGCGAGUGCAUUUGGUUUUUAUCCUGUUUUGAAAGUUGGGGUGCUGUAAGGUCUGUAGUUUCCAAGGCAGCUGCACAUGCAAAGUGUUUGGGUAGAAGGGCAGCUUGUGUCUGCAGCACAACAGUGCAUAACUCUAGCCUGUCCUUGCGUUUUCUGCUGUAGCAGAGUGUCAAGUAAAACACUUUUAUCUAAAAGUAAAGAUUUUAUUAGUUGUAUGGUAGAAGCAGCUCUGUCAGUGAAAGUGCUUGUCUCUCAAAUGAUGAAUGUUUUUCAAAGCGUUUUAAAAGCUACAUUGACCAUUUCUCUUUCACAGUAAUUCUGGCCAUCUUUAACUGCUAGAUAAGAGGAUUUGGUUAUAGUAUUUCUUGUGGUAUUUGACUCAAUAUAUAUGCUGUUCUCACUUUGUGUAUGUGUGUGUGAGAGAGUGUGCUGUAGGGUCAUGUUAAUAGGUGCACAGAGUAAGGCAUGACCACAUGUAUCAUCGCUACAUAUAACAAGAUAAUUCUGCCUUGUCUUUGCGCACAUAUACAAAGUGUUGCUGGCAUCAACUUUUGUGAUUACAACGUAAAAGGUAGUAUAGCACCAACUUUGAUUUUUACUAGAAAUUUCUCCCUCGAGAAGUGAAAUAUUGUAGUUACUCAGAUCCAAAUUUGUUUAAGUAUAUAUUUUAAUGCUUUCUUUUUAAUUGUCCUGCAUUUCUCCACUCCUCAGUGACACAAAGACGUUUUGAUGAAAAGAUUUAUUAUUUUUGUUGGGCUAAAAGCUUGCUUAAAGGUCCUAAAUACUUGAAGUGUUGAGAAGAAAUGUUAAGGGAACAGUCUAAUUUUGAUUUUCUGUUCUUGUAGUGGGUGGAUGUGUCUCUCAAGCUGACAGAGCAUUUGUUUGUGCUUCACAAACAUUUCUUCUUUGUUUUGGAUUUCCCUCUUCUCCCUAUUACCUGGUCACAAAAUUGUCCUGUUUCCAGCCCCCUAGAGAUGGUGAAUUCUGGAUCUCUUGGACCUUCACUUUUGGCUACUGUUUUCAGGGUCUUUGAAUGUCAAAUAGAUCCUUUUAUUGGCUGCUUUAUUUACUUGUCCAUACACUUUUAUUUAUAUCAGAUUUAUUCCUUUCUUCUUGCUUUAUGAGUGAGGUCAACUGCUCUGAUUGUUAAGUGGGAUUGUGACUAGACAUAAAGAAACAAUAAUAGUUUAAUAGAUAAUAGUUGUCUGUGAAACCAGUUAAGUCUUCUUGCUUCUCCCACAAAUUUAUGAAAGGCUUCUGCUGUAAAGCACAAGUAUUAACAUGGUGUUUGCCAUAGCUCACAAAGUGAUCAAGCCUAUCGUACGAGGCCAACAGGCAUAUAUAUAUAUAGUGUGAAUGAGAGAUAUGCUUGUGUAUGUUUGUGCAUGCUGCACAUCUCCAUAUGUGACUACUCAAGUUUCACUGUGGGGAAAAAAUAAAAUGGCAUGGCAUAUCUCAAACUGAUAUAAAUAUUUUUGUGUUUGUGAUUGUUGAAAAUAUUUAUAGCAUGAGGAACUUAUUGAAGUUGCAGUUUAUCUAUAGAUUAGUUUUCUUUUCCCAAAAGUCUUGAGUUUUAAACUGAUAUAAAUCUAUUUUUGCUUGCAUUCAUGCAUUGAGGAGAAAAUGCUUGUACAUAUAAAUUCCAAGAGUGUUUCAUUCAACGAUAAAUAUUUAUUGUUUGACUAAUUUAGUUUAUUUCAUUACGAGUUCUGCCUUAGAAGUGUUGGUCUUUUUAUUAUUGCUAUUUCAAUUCCAGACUUGAUUUGUAUGAAAUCUUACAGUGUUACCAUCUAAUUGUCUUGCACAUUUUUUAGAUGAUGAUGAAUAGUUGAAGAAAAAUGGGGGCAAAUGAUAGGUUUUGCAAAAUUUAAGCAUCAUCAUGGAUCUAGUGCGGUAUUUAUAGACUGCUUGAAUGUCAUUUCACCAGCGCUAGAGGCUGCAGUCAGUUUAAGCGGGCAAAAUCGAAAUAUUUCAUCUUUGCUGUUCAGUGUGUAAUGUACACACAUCAUUCCACUAUAUACAUGUCAGGCUUUUGUCAUGUAAAACCCAGACCAGUUGAACAGAAUUGAACUUGUCAUGAGAGUUUAUUAUAGCCAUAUUACCAUGUUUCCAGUCAGUUUCUGUUCAGAAUCACAUAUACCUGAAGUCUGCAUUAGAAGCUAGACAUAUUAUGCAAACAAUAGUUUCAGUUUAUCACAUAGACUUUAAUCAUAAAAGAACAUAACAAAAUGAUAAAACUGGCUUUUUUUUUACAGAAUGCAGAUGAAAACGUAGUGCACAAUAGAUGUGACAAACGAAUGUGCCAUUAUAAGUUGGGUUUUUUUCUGUGCACAAUACUGUCAAAGUAGGCAGUGCACGUGAAAUGUAACUUGAGAGAAAAAGCCUAGUCUUUCUUGUGCUUACCAUUUUAAACAUGAUUGUCUGGGGACACACCAGCCCCACAUUUUUUGUUGAUCACUAUAACAUUCUGAUUGGUAAUAUAGGACAGUAGAAAUAAAAUUUUAUCAUUCUAUACAAAAUAA